Molecule: messenger RNA, 2606 nt
Organism: Macrobrachium nipponense
Lineage: Eukaryota; Metazoa; Arthropoda; Malacostraca; Decapoda; Palaemonidae
Exons: 10
Coding region: 1-2514 (837 amino acids)
Biological process (GO): synapse organization
Cellular component (GO): neuron projection membrane
Source: RefSeq, a predicted model, not a curated record
AUGUCUUCCCCUGCUUCCUGUGACUUCUUUGCCAUAGAGCUAGAGAAGCUGCGAACCCUCAUAACAACUCUGGGCAAGGAGGCCGGUCACACUGGACCAGCACUGGACCAGUGGAUGAAGGCGCAGCAGGAUGCCGCGCGCCUGCAAGAAAAGGAAGAAAGAGAAAACCAGAGAAAAGCCAGAGAAGCAGAGAGAAAGGAAAGAGAAGUAGAGAAGCAAAGAGAAGAAGAGAGAAAGUAUGAGCUAGCUCUCAGAGGUGAAGAAAUCACUCGGCAAGCUUCCAAUCCCCAGACCAUGAGUUGGACUCCUGAUGCACCGGAUCGCUGCAGCAUGCCUCAUAAUCAAUCAUCAGUUUUAGAUUCAGAGGCUACUGCCUCCGAUGUCACAGACAUUAUUUCUAUUCCCAAGCCUGGCCCUGACCCAGUGCCAGAGCUAGAAGUUUCUGCCGCAUCCUGCCAGCCUCUUACCAUUUCACCGCCUACCUCCUCCACUUUGGAAGAGGUAAGCCCACCAGCUAACCCUGAACUUGUUUUCGAGGGUGAUUCAACGGAGGACUCAUUCACCUCCCCACUUCAAAUCACUGCCAGAGAGGACUCUUCACCUGUGCCAGAGCACACUGCAAGCCUUGGCUUAGCCUUCCACAAGAGACAGGAGCCUCUGUCUCCCAUUACCAAGGGCCCGCUGAGAGGUAUUGCACCUCCUGUACCCAUCACAGGUCCAGUCGACCUCAACUCUCUGCCAGUAUAUAAUGCUAUGAUCAGAACCCUCCCCGAAGCAAAUCUGGAUCUACUAAAGUCCUGGAUUAGGGAAAAACUGGAAAUUUCACCGAAAGAAUGCAUCAUCUACUGUGGUACUCAGGACCUGCUUCACGAAGAUGUAGCGUUGGAAAGAGUCCUCGAUAACCUGGGCACCAUUGUAGCUGAACUCAAAGAGAAAAAUAAUGACGUUGUAGUAAAGGCAAGCUGUUGGGCAGCCACGUCCAAAGACUGUGAUGACUUAUCUGUAUCUUACACCAUACCGAAGCCAGAAUUUGGGGAGGAAAAACAGGACCUCAACGUAACAGCGUACAUAGGCCAAACAAGCAGGCUUCCAUGCACUGUUAAAUACCUCUCAGGGAAGAGGGUGUCUUGGAUCAGACUGAGGGACUUGCAGGUGUUAUCCACAGGACGCCACACCUUCUCGACUGACCUGAGGAUUUCGGUCUUACCAGGAGCAGGACUGAAACUGCGAGGCGCCAGGGACCUUACCAUUCAAGAGCAACUACACAGUCAGGUGCCAGAGAGAAAAACUAAUUCCUUCGAAAAUCCUACAUUUAAUAGCAGGCAGGCCACUGUAAGUUUUCCCCCAGCAAAUAAUUCUAAGAAUAAUGAAGGAGCAGGGAGAAAAUAUUUCCCAUUAUUCGAAAGUGAACUGAAAAAGGGAAAUCAGAAGUUGCACAUGAAUGAAAAGAAGGAUAUUAGAAAGAGAGACAUAAGUCUAGACGUCGGCAAAACACCUAGAAAUCAUGAUUGGCUUAAGGAACAGCAGCGAUUGGAGUACUUAACCUUCCCUCCUGGGUAUGACUCUUUUUCUUCUGCCGGAAACAAGACGAGGCCUAGAAGAUCUCUGUUCUUCCAUGGUUACCAGGGAUAUAAUCAAAUUGAAUCAUUAGCUACUCUUGAGGGCAGAACAGCAAGUCACACGCUCAAGAAGGACAGCAACCGGAUUGCCAUCUACCCACAGGGACGCAUCACAGAAUCUAGAACCCAGAAGCUGGCUCCUAGCCACAUCAAUGGCAUCUGGGGACCAGAGGAUUAUGCUCUGCAGAUCAAGAACACCAAUCCCCAGGAUGCCGGGACGUACGUCUGCCAGAUCAACACUGAGCCAAAAAUCGCUCAAGCUGUGGUUCUGAGAGUCGUUCAAAUGAAAGCCGAAAUUCUGGGUCGUCGAGAGCUGUUCGUUAAGGCUGGAAAUCCUGUAAACAUAUCUUGUCAAGUCAACCAAGGGGCCGCGAGUCCAGGAUUCAUCCUGUGGUAUAAAGGUCGGCGUUUAGUUGAAUACGAAAACAGUGGAGGAAGGAUAAAAGUCCUCACGCAGGACGGAGGAAUCAGUCAUUUAAUACUGAACAACGUCCAGCCUGACGACUCCGCUAAUUAUACAUGUUCUCCCGCUGGGGGAGAACCUGCCUCCCUCAUACUUAGCGUCAUUGUCGAUGAACGCCAAGCGGCAAUGCAUCAAGGGAACCACAGCCCGUCAGCUAGAUUCCACUUGUCGAUGGAUCUGCUGUGUUCGGCUCUCUUGUUGGGGCAUCUUCUGUCAUCUCCUACCGAAUACUUCGAAUCAGUAUCGCGGUAUCUUUUGCUCACCAUGGCCGGAGGAGUGAGUCGCCUCAUACUUCUCUGGCUGAUCAUGAAGGCUGCAUUCGGUUUGAUGCUGCAUUGUCGUCGGUUCGCGCGUACGAACCAGAGGGCAUGCAGGGAAGAUCUCUUGUCCACCAGCGUCAAGAGGAGGAUCACGCAGUUGCUGCAUCUUUAACUGUCCAUCGGAGAUGAGAUGCUGCGGAACUCUCGUGUGAUGUUCACGCUCACUUGUGGUGUAUUCUUUCCCUUGUGUGUAUUUGUGUGAUU